Molecule: messenger RNA, 1515 nt
Organism: Sporothrix schenckii 1099-18
Lineage: Eukaryota; Fungi; Ascomycota; Sordariomycetes; Ophiostomatales; Ophiostomataceae
Exons: 3
Coding region: 1-1515 (504 amino acids)
Source: RefSeq, a predicted model, not a curated record
AUGUCCAGCCGACGAAACAGUCUAUCGCCUCCGGAGCGCACCCAUACGGAGGAUCCAGGGGCUCAUGAUCUGAAACCACAAAACACAGCAGAUUCCGAGUCCGACGACCACUUCUCCGAUGCCCACUCGCUUCCCGCCGAGUCGUCCCGGGCCUCGCCUAUACCACGGACGCGGGUCGAGAAGAUUAGCGACGAGCCCUCGUAUGGCGAGGUUCCUGGCACCGAUGCCUACCGCCUACGGGAGGGGGACGCUGAACCUGACGAGAUUGCCAUGAUUGCUGAUGCAGAUGGCGGCGCAAGCGACGGCCUUGCUACUACACACCUGCCGGAUCGCCCUAGCACGCCCGGCGGCAAGCCCAUUCCCACGACGUUGGUGGAGGAGACGCCCGACGGUGACGGUGCCAAGACGCCCGACGGGAAGAAGCACGAGUCUGAUCCCGUGCCGGACUUGGUCGUGAAGGCGGACGGAACACUGAACUUCGCUGGCAAUACUGCUUUGAACAGCUCAGACUCUAGUUCUCCCCAAGAGCCGCGUAGUACAGGUACAGCGGCUGCAGCAGACACUGCGGAGGACGCCGAGGAGGACGGUGGGGACGAAAACGAAGACGAUGGUUUUGGCGAUGACUUUGACGAAUUUGAAGAAGGCGGUGGGGACGACGAGGACUUUGGAGAAUUUGAUGACGGCUUUCAAGAACCGCCUCCAGCAGCAGCAGCACCACCACUACCAACACAAGCUCCAGCACAGCCUGCGCAAUCUGCACCACCAGCAUUACCGUUUCCCAUUCCCGACUUCGAGGAGCUCGAUGCAGACGACAUCCUUAAGACUACCGCUCCCUACUUGAACGGUCUCUUCCAACCAGACGACUCCCUCCCCACCCCGCCACAACUGAGCAACUCGGUUUUCUUGACGCCACGAAGCGCGUCCCUCUGGUCACAGCUUGUGGCGCCACCACCGUUGCAGCCACCGGACUGGAUCCGAAGCCGCAUCCGGCGCCUGUUUUUGGUUAGCCUGGGCGUGCCCGUCGACCUAGACGAGAUUUUGCCUGCUUCCAAACAAAAGAAGCUCAUACUGCCGUCGCUUUCUGUCCGCCGCACCGAUUCACCGCGUACAUCGUCCGACAGUCGGUCGAACACUGGCGCCAAAGACGGGUCUUCCGCGGCUGCUAACAACAGCGUGGCAAGGCUGAAGCAGUCGGGAGCCAACGGGUCCAACUCGAGUGUCGACUCGCAAGGAAAGCCCUCGUCGUCCUCGCGUAAGCGGAAAGGGCCACCACCGCCACCCGACUUGGAUCUCGUGGCUGGUCAGCAACUGUGCAGGACGACGGACGAGGCUCUGGACGGGAUGACAGACGACGAGCUCAGGGCACAUGCACAGCGGCUGGCGUCAUUGGAGGUGGCUGCUAAUGAGGUGCUAGAGUACUGGACGAAGCGGACCGACGAGAAGAUUGGCGACCGCGAAGCGUUUGAGGGCGUGAUAGAGAGCCUGGUUGCACACGCCCGGAAGACGCGCAAGUGA